UUCAACUUGUCUGUGCCCUUCCCUCCCCAUCAAUCUAAAACACAUCCUAUAGCUGCCCCUCUGAGAGGGCCUCUUCCCUCCUUUGCCCUAAAGCUGUAACAGACACCUCCUAGCCCUAGUGUGACACUGGCCCCAUGCUGAUGGGUCUCUCUACAUUUUGCUCUAUAAAUCUAUUGUUAAACAGAGAAAAUAGGAUUUGGAGAAAGGGUGAGGUGUGGCUACAUCACCUGCAUCUCUAAUCAUGAAUAGCAAGAAAGAGGCAGGGCUUAUGUAUAAUGCAGCAUCAGGGAGAGGAAUUGCUUAUGUAACUAGAACAGCAGAUUUAGCAGGAGCAAGAAGGCAGCAGCUGGGGAUGGGAGCAGUGAGCAGUUGGUGGGGGCAACAUGCCCAGGUGGCUACUCCUCACAAGGGUGGCAUCAUCCAGGGCCCCCGGACCCGAGGCUGGAAGAGCCUCUGGUCAGGUGUGGAGACCACCAGGUCAGGUCUGGAAGAGCUGUGGGGACCACAAGGGCAUCAGUGCCUGCACCAGGAGCCCCUGGAGCCUGCUCCAUUGCAGAAGCCUCUGUCUAAGUGGCCAGUGCCUCAAUUCAUCAAACUCUUUCUGCCGGAGUUUCCCAUUAGGCCUAGAGGGCAGCAGCAGCUGAAGAUUUUAGGGCUUGUAGCCAAAGGCUCUUUUGGAACUGUCCUCAAGGUGCUAGACUAUGGCCGGAAAGCUGUAUUUGCAGUAAAGGUGGUGCCCAAGGUAAAAGUCCUACAAAGGGACACCCUGAGGCAGUGCAAAGAGGAGGUUAGCAUCCAGCGACAGAUCAUCCAUCCUUUUGUACAUGGUUUGGGGGACAGCUGGCAGGGGAAAAUGCACCUCUUCAUUAUGUGCAGCUACUGCAGCUCAGAUCUGUACUCCCUCUGGUCCACUGUUGGCUGCUUCGAUGAGGCUUCCAUCCGCCUCUUUGCUGCUGAGCUGGUCCUGGUGCUGUGCUAUCUGCAUGACUUGGGCAUCGUCCAUCGAGAUGUGAAGAUGGAGAAUAUCCUUUUGGAUGAACGAGGCCAUCUGAAACUGACAGACUUUGGUCUAUCCCGACACCUGUCCCAGGGAGCCCAAGCCUAUACUAUCUGUGGAACUCUUCAAUAUAUGGCCCCAGAGAUCCUGAGUGGAGGGCCUUACAACCAUGCUGUCGAUUGGUGGUCCCUGGGUGUCUUGCUUUUCUCUCUGGCAACUGGAAAGUUCCCAGUGUCUGCAGAGAGAGAUCAUGUGGCUAUGUUGGCAAGUGUGACCCACUGUGACUAUGAGAUACCAGCCUCUCUUAACCAGGGACUCUCACUCCUGCUCCAAGAGCUCUUAUGCCAGAACCCUCUCCGCCGUCUACGAUAUUUGCAUCACUUCCAGGUCCACCCUUUCUUUCGGGGUAUGGCCUUUGACACAGAGCUCCUACAGAAGCAGCCAGUGAACUUUGUCAUGGAGGUGCAAGCUACCAAGCCCAGUCCUUCGGAGUCCAUGCCCUUUAAGGACUUUGACUGUGACCUGAAGUCCUUUCUGAUUUACCCCACCCCUUCUUGAGCUCCUCUACUAUAAUAGAUUGGGGCCCAGCUGGGAACCUGGGAACUUUCUCCACUGCCAACUCAGUACAACCGCUUUGAUGAUCCACUUUGUUUUUAUUUUGUAGCCCGUUACCAUUCUGUUCAUCUAGGCAUUGGACCAGAGUUAAAAUAUCUGGCAUUCUGCUACUGGCAGCCACAACUGGCCCUAUCCCUUCCCCCAUUAUACAUUCCAAUUUUCAGUUCAACAUCUCAGAUCAGGGUAGUGAAUUUUUCCUGUGCUGUGCUUCUCCAGUGCUCUUGCCCUGAAGCUUUCAGUCAGAGGCUUUUUCUACACUGUCCUCUCUGUUUCUGUGCCAUGUUUCCUUCCCUGAGCAAUAAUGACACUUUAUGGAUUCCUAAGUUGCUAUUAAUGUAUUUAACAGCCUUGUUGGAAGCAGCACAAAUAUUUUUCAAAGGUCUCAAAAGUUGGCAUUUAAUUCCAUAAAUAUGCAGCUAAAAAAAUAUGCUGUGGGGACUCAAGGCUGGUCUAUAAAAAAACUUUAUUUAAAAAGUGGACCUAAGAGCCUGAUGUAAGGAAGAAAGGAACUGAAGCAGGAGUGGGUUAAAUGUCUUCUCUAGGGGUAACUGGAAGAGCUAUCCAAAUUUUCUCCAAAACAAAAUCUUGAAAGGCAUAAGAGUUCUUAAACUGAUCAUUUACCAAAAGGUGUUUCAUGAAAAGGCAUGACAUCAUUCUUAAGAUGUAAGGUUAGAGAUACACCAAAAUAACAUUUUCCUUUAGUAAGGAAAAUCAUUUGAACCUUGAAUUUGUACAUAUUUCUGGCCUUUCACUUCUUUUCAUUUUUCUUUAACAUCUCAAAAUCUCCACUUUUGUUCUUAGAUUUGAGGAAAAAUAUGCUUUAAUCUAGACCAUAUUAUCCUUCAGUUAUAUCUAAGUUAUAUCUUAAAGAGCCUGAAGAGUACCCUGUAUACUUUUAUUUAUUAAUUCCAUCCCUGGAUUAGGCCAUAUUUUCCCUGUACCUGGCUGGCAUUUUACUGGCAUCUGCAGAAUUGCUUUUUCUGAACUGCACUUUGGCAUGAUAUCACCUGUUUUCAUUGAGAGAUGUUUUAAGGAAAGUCCCUAUGAAACUUAAUUGCUGGGCAUAAUGUAAAGGAUGUUUAUCAUUAAAAUUCAUAGUGUUCUAUUUGAGGAUGCAUAGGAGAAAUUUUCUCUGGUGCUAGUUGUGCUUUUCCUGAAUUGCUAUUUGUGUUUUACCUUAAGUACCCUGUAAAUAUUCACUUAUUAUAUUUUUCUCUUUGUGUAAGAUGCUAGACCACUUUGAACCUAAUUUGUGGCCCACCUCCAGGAAGUGUUUAGGACUUCACGUUAUGCAUUUUGUAUUUUAGCCACAUUCUUGGUUCCAUCUUCCUUUUCUAUCUUUAUUUUCCUUAACCUUUUUCUAAGUUUUAAUCUUUUGAUCUUACCAUAUUAUUUGCAUCUUUGUAAGCCUUUUUGGAAUAAAGUUAGGAUAUAAAUAAAUUACAGAAUGUAUCCUUAA
Molecule: messenger RNA, 3071 nt
Organism: Choloepus didactylus (southern two-toed sloth)
Lineage: Eukaryota; Metazoa; Chordata; Mammalia; Pilosa; Megalonychidae
Gene: RSKR
Product: ribosomal protein S6 kinase related
Exons: 12
Coding region: 242-1555 (437 amino acids)
Biological process (GO): protein phosphorylation
Molecular function (GO): ATP binding; protein serine/threonine kinase activity
Source: RefSeq, a predicted model, not a curated record